This is a messenger RNA of Actinia tenebrosa (Australian red waratah sea anemone), 2381 nucleotides long. Its product is annotated as organic cation transporter protein. Gene Ontology annotation, cellular component: membrane. Gene Ontology annotation, molecular function: transmembrane transporter activity. NCBI's taxonomy places the organism in Eukaryota, Metazoa, Cnidaria, Anthozoa, Actiniaria, Actiniidae. The record is from RefSeq and is a predicted model, not a curated record. Gene Ontology annotation, biological process: transmembrane transport.
UUAGGGUGAGUGUAGCUAGGCUAUGGGCUGAUGGUUGGCUAUGGGCUGGUUGAUAUGGCAACCAGACCGAGACGAGAGGUCAAUCAAUAAGUUAGUUUUAUGUCAUUAUUAGAAUAAGGACGCCAUAGUUUGCGAGUUCGCGAGUAGUGGUAUUUUGCACCUUAGACCUCUUCCCUUCAACUGAUGACACAACGCACUCGUAUCCGUCAGUAGAACAUACUACUUACAAGUGUCUGUGUGCCUCGAGGGAGCUUGCUGUUUCUAAUUAAUCACGACUGAGUCUCAGUGUUAAAUUUACUUGAGCAAACUCUGCUGAUAGGAGUGGAUUAACCAGAAAAUCAUCAUGAUCGAGAUCAGUGAAGAAAGAGAAAACGUAAACCCAUCUCCUUCAUCCGAGAGAUACGAGUUUGACGACUUACUGAGGAUGGUUGGUGGACUCGGUCGCUACCCAAUUCUUCUCUACUCAUUCAUGUGCCUCAUGUCUAUACCAAUUGGAUUUUCGCAGCUUGUACAAGUCUUCUACGGAGCAACGCCACUAUUUGAGUGUGCAGACCGCGCAGAUAAGCAAUGGAUGACGUCUAAUGACACUUGUGGAGCGAGUAAAUGUUGUACAAACUGUACACGGUAUGAAUUCAAAGGGCAAUUCACCAGCGCUGUUUCUGAGUGGCAUCUGAUAUGCGAUCAGUCACAUCUCAAGGCUAUGACCCAGGCUGUCUACAUGGUAGGGCUCUUGGUUGGCUCCAUAACAUUUGGAUGGAUUUCGGACAAGUUUGGACGUCAUAUCUCCGUUUUUAUGAGCAUUUUUCUACUGGCACUCUGUGGUAUUGUGUCCGGUGUAGCUGACUGUCUUUCACUUUUCGCCUUGUUUCGUUUCGGUUCUGGUGCUGCAUGUGCCGGCUGUCUGAUCUCCCGUUACGUCUACUGUGUAGAGUUGGUAGUGACGAAGCAUCGUACAGCUGCAGGGUUCAUCAGCAACAUCUUUGUUAGCGUUGGCUUCAACUUGCUGGCGUUGUUGGCGUAUCUGAUCAGAGACUGGAGGCACUUGAUGCUGGCUUGUUCCAUCCCAGCAGCUCCGCUUCUUUUGUUUUGGUGGUACAUUCCCGAGUCUCCACGCUGGCUUGUCGCACAGAACCGACUCGACGAAGCGCAUGAGCUUCUCUUAAAGUUUGCUGACAAAAAUGGAGUGAGCGUGGACCCGCAACGUCUGAAGCACGCCAUACGAGAAGUAAAAAAAGCUGAUAUGCGCAAAGAUAACUCAAAGAAAUAUGGAGUUCUGGAUCUGGUCAGGACUUUGAAGCUGAGAAAGAGAACCAUUAUUUGUUGCUGUAAUUGGUUUGUCAACGCUCUUGUAUUUUUUGGCAUCAACUUGAACGUCAAGAACCUUGGCGGAGAUAUGUACUUCAAUUUCUUCAUUCUGAACAUCAUUGAAAUCCCUGCUCUGUUGUUCUGCUGGCUGUUGCUUGCAAAGUCAGGUCGGCGCAUACCCUAUAGCUGUUUAAUGCUGACCAGUGGGAUUGCAGGCAUGCUUGUCUUGGCUUUCCCGGCAACAGAACAAUAUCGAUAUGGAAUUCUCGUUCUGGCUUUGAUUGGUAAGAUGAGUAUCGUGUCAACGUUUGUUGCCAUCUACGUUUAUACAGUAGAACUCUAUCCAACUCUUAUCAGAAACACUGGUAUUGGUACAGCGUCAAUGAUGGCUCGCUUUGGUGGAAUCGCUGCUCCAUACAUUGUGCUCUUGGCCGAUCUCCCCAACAUCGACAAAACUUUACCUUUGGUGAUAUUUGGCAUACUCGCGGUCGCCGCGGGAAUAUUAUCUUUAUGGCUACCAGAAACCCUGUACACCCCGAUGGCACAGACCGUGGAACAAACAGAGGAAUGGCAAGAAGACUAUGAGAUUUACUGCUGUAAGAGAGGCGGAGAGACGGCGGAACCUCAGAUUUUWAGUCUGAAAUAUCACGUGCCUGAGAAUGGAGAGGCUGGUCAUGAGAUGAUAGCCGAGGACACGGAGUCACUCGAUCAUGACCAUAUGAUUGUUGAAUGAUUCUGCAUCACAGUCCACUAUGUAUGCUGCGCCCGUCUCCCCCGUAUUUUAGUUUGCCAUUCUAUGUAAUAUAGUUCCAUCCCUCUAGCAGUUGAGGAAAUCCCGUGGGCGGGGGAGGGGGGGUUAGGGAUAGGAUCAAUUCAAGGAUCCAUUUUAUAUUAACGCAAGCAGAUUAUAAUCUUAUGCCUACCCUACCCAGACGUUCAUAUAUAAAAUACUUAUUGAUCUCUGAUCUUUACGCGAUGAGUUUAUUGUAUAAAUAACAACAACAAAAUUGACAAAGAAUGAAAAUUGCAGUUAAAAUUUGAUGAUAAAUAAAGGCCACUGACAUGCAAAUGGAAAA